AUGUCAAGUCUUCUUCGUGGGGCUAAUCGCCUUCGAUCCACAUAUGCUCGUCGUGGUGCUGCUGCUCCUUUAUUAGCUAAUGCUACUCGCGUAUCCACACACAAAGUGUCUCUUCCUAUUACUACCCGACUCACUACUGUACGCUGCUUAUCCACUACUCAACCUCGCUCCAUUUGGAUUCCUAAUCGCGAGUCUCUUGGUGAAGACGAUCCUCGUCUCUCUGAACAAUUCGAAGACGAGACUGACGUGGUCAUUGUGGGUGCUGGUCCUGCUGGUUUGUCAGCUGCCAUUCGUCUCAAGCAACUUGCCAAUGAAGCCGACAAGGAAUUGCGUGUCAUGGUGGUUGAAAAGGCUGGUGAAGUUGGUGCACAUACAUUGAGUGGUGCUGUUCUUGAGCCUCGUGCUUUGAAUGAGCUUAUUCCUGAUUGGCAAGAACGUGGUGCUCCUCUUAACACGCCUGUGACAAGUGACAAUAUGCGUUUCCUUACAUCGACCAUGGCUAUUCCUCUUCCCCAUCCUCCUCAAAUGAACAACAAGGGCAACUACAUUGUGUCUCUCAGCAACUUUGUAAAGUGGCUCGGUGAACAAGCUGAAGAAUUGGGUGUCGAGAUCUAUCCUGGCUUUGGUGGUAGCGAGGUGCGUUACAAUGAAGAUGGCAGUGUUGCUGGUAUCAACCUCAACGAUGUGGGUCUUGACAAGAACUUUGAACCCAAGGACAUGUACGAGCGUGGUAUGGCAGUCAAGGCCAAGGUGACUCUUUUCGCUGAAGGUUGCCAUGGCUCAUUGAGCAAGACCGUCAUCAACAAGUUUGAUUUGCGCAAGGAUAGCCAACAUCAAAAGUACGGCAUUGGUUUGAAGGAGGUCUGGGAAGUCGAUCCUGCCAAGCAUGAACCAGGCACUGUCAUUCACAGCAUUGGUUGGCCAACCGAUAUGAACACUUAUGCAGGCAGUUUCUUGUAUCAUUUCGAGCCUGAGAAGCAUUUGGUGGCCAUUGGUUAUGUCGUCGGCCUCGAUUAUGAGAAUCCUUACUUGAGCCCUUACAAGGAAUUCCAGCGCUUCAAGCACCAUCCUUCCGUUGCACCUCUUCUUGAAGGUGGCAAAUGUAUCUCAUACGGUGCCCGUGCUAUCAAUGAGGGUGGUUAUCAAUCUAUCCCCAAACUCGCUUUCCCUGGUGGUGCUUUGAUUGGCUGCUCAGCAGGCUUUUUGAACUUGCCAAAGAUCAAGGGUACUCACACUGCCAUGAAGUCCGGUAUGCUUGCUGCCGAAGCUGCUUAUGAAAAGAUCAUCGGCCAAGGUGAAGGUGAAGCUGAGACACAAGAACCUAUCAUGUUGGACAACUACGAGGACAGCUUCAAGAAGUCUUGGGUACACGACGAGUUGUAUGCUGUUCGCAAUUGUCAACCUUCCUUCCACACAUCUCUUGGCCUUCUCGGUGGUGUACUGUACUCUGGUUUAACUACCAUGAUUACCAAGGGCAAGGAACCAUGGACAUUCAAGCAUAAAAAGACCGAUUGGGAAUCCCUUAAGCCUGCUGCUGAGAGCAAGCCUAUUGAUUAUCCCAAGCCUGAUGGUGUUAUUUCCUUCGAUCUCUUGACCAAUGUCGCUCGCACUGGCACCAACCAUGCAGAAAAUCAACCUGUGCAUUUGCGUCUCCGAGAUAAGGAUGUGCCUGUGGAACGUAACCUUGCGGUGUUUGACGGACCUGAAAACCGAUUCUGCCCUGCUGGUGUGUAUGAAUACGUCGAAGAUGAAGCAAACCCUGGCCAAAAGCGCCUUCAAAUCAACUCCCAAAACUGCAUUCAUUGCAAGACGUGCGAUAUCAAGGAUCCUUCACAAAACAUUGACUGGACUGUGCCAGAAGGUGGAGGAGGUCCUCAGUACGUGUAUACCUAA
Lichtheimia ornata is the source of this 1893-nucleotide messenger RNA. RefSeq lists its product as uncharacterized. Gene Ontology annotation, cellular component: mitochondrial inner membrane. The transcript has 6 exons. Bases 1 to 1893 code for a protein of 630 amino acids. The record is from RefSeq and is a predicted model, not a curated record. Gene Ontology annotation, molecular function: electron-transferring-flavoprotein dehydrogenase activity; iron-sulfur cluster binding. NCBI's taxonomy places the organism in Eukaryota, Fungi, Mucoromycota, Mucoromycetes, Mucorales, Lichtheimiaceae. Gene Ontology annotation, biological process: electron transport chain.